UCUCACACUGCCAACUUGCUCCCCGGCUGAGGCGGCCGCACCAGACGCCGCCGAGCCCCGCCAGGCACGCCAGCGCUCGGAUCGAGGUGGCCCUCACGCCUGGGGCGAGAAACCGCGCUGCCCGGAGUGCCAGCGAAGCUUACCAGGGGCAGCCUCCACGAUGCUGGCUCCCACGACGCCGCGAACGUCGCGGGCGCGCCGGCCCUGUUCGCGCGGCCGCGCGCGGCACUACGUCGCCGCGGCGGCCCCGGCCCCGGCGCCGUCAAGAGCGGACAGCCCCUACAUCGACGUAGAGCCAACGAAAAAGACUCUACUAAAGACCGGCGCCGUCGUUCGCCUCCGGGCGGGGCCCUUCGGUAUUUGCGACGCUUUUGACGCGAAGUCGAACACGUGGGCCGUGCGCUUUUUCGGAGAGACCGAAGAGCGGCUCGUGGGAGAAGCUAGAUUAGUAGGACCCAUGGACGACGCCGAGGCCUUAGACGAGGCGACAAGAGCCCGAGACCGGGCCGCCGUGCGCGCGCUAAUUCAAAGGCGGCCUCCGCCCGAGAGGCAAGAACGCGUCUCCAGGGAUUUCGACCAAGAAGAUUUCCAUUGUCCGGUCUGCAGAGAACUACUGUACCAACCCGUCAUCAAGCAGUGCGGCCACGCGGCCUGCUUUCUAUGUACGCACAAGGCCAUGGACCAGCUCUGCGAUAGUGCGUGUCCCUUGUGUCGCGCGCCGUUCCGGCAUCUCGGGGCGGUCUGUGAGCCUUUACAUAACUUUAUCUGCCGGACCUUUCGUAAUGAAGAGACAGAGGAUGAACAUUUCUGCUGUCGGACCUGCGGCGCCCCCGGUUCCGUUUAUGUGGGCAACUGCGGCCAUGCGUUAUGUGAGGACUGUCGAGACCAGGACUGUGCUUGCGGCGCGAGGCGUGUGUUCACGCCUCGCGUGCCCUGCGCUCUCCUAGAGCUCGCGUCCCACAAAACAAGGGCGCCGGCGGGCGCACCUCGACAGUGCUUGGAGGCGCCGGCGCCGGAACGGGCACUGAGCGACGAAACCCCGUACGUGCACUUCGGCGUGGGCUGCGACGGCUGCGGCGCCUUUCCUAUUAGGGGGGCGGCGUUUCGGUGUCUCGACUGCCCCGACGCCGUGGGCUUUGACCUCUGCGCGGAGUGCCGCGGCUCUUCUCUCGUCGUGAGCGGGCGCUUCGACCAGGGGCAUACGUCAAAUCAUCGCGUAGUGGAACGCGAGCAGGUGCGGACGUGGUUGCAUGAAUUGCAGGCCGCGAAUCCCCAGCUCGGCGUCCACGAGGUCUUAGAUAUCGCGCGGAUGCAAUUGCAGGCCGCCGCGCCGCCGCCGCCCGACGACUCGUCGUCCGACGACGAGUCCUUUUCCCGCUACGGGCCGGGCGACCCGCCGCGGACCGCCUAGUAGUAGCCCUCUUCUUUUGUGUAAUCGUCCGUUCUUUUGCGU
Molecule: messenger RNA, 1453 nt
Organism: Pelagomonas calceolata
Lineage: Eukaryota; Pelagophyceae; Pelagomonadales; Pelagomonadaceae
Source: the annotation of a GenBank genome assembly